Loa loa (African eye worm) is the source of this 384-nucleotide messenger RNA. RefSeq lists its product as hypothetical. The transcript has 3 exons. The annotation marks the transcript as partial. The record is from RefSeq and is a predicted model, not a curated record. NCBI's taxonomy places the organism in Eukaryota, Metazoa, Nematoda, Chromadorea, Rhabditida, Onchocercidae. Gene Ontology annotation, cellular component: cell surface.
AUGGAACAUAUGGUACAAUCGAUAGCUAUCCGUGGUAAAUUUAUUUGCGGUCAAGAACCGAUAAAUGGUAUUCGAGUAAAAUUAUUCGAGAAUAAUCUCAAUAGUCAAUCAAUAAUAAUUGAUGAACAUAUGUUGGCAAUAAAUUCUGAUAAUAUUUUGAAUGAAACAUGCACUGACCAGAAUGGACAAUUCUUCAUCAAUGGUACAACGGUCAAAGUUGGUCAAAUUCAACCAAUCUUAAAAGUUUAUCAUAAUUGUCUUCAUAAUAAAUUGUUUGGAUUACGAAAAAUUCAUUUCCUGGUACCAUAUCAUUUCAUCAAUUAUGGUAUCCAUGCUGAAAAAGUUUUAGACUUGGGUAUUUUUAAUUUGGAAGCAAUAUUACCU